Leptomonas pyrrhocoris is the source of this 567-nucleotide messenger RNA. RefSeq lists its product as hypothetical. The transcript has a single exon. Lineage: Eukaryota; Euglenozoa; Kinetoplastea; Trypanosomatida; Trypanosomatidae. The record is from RefSeq and is a predicted model, not a curated record. The coding region runs from base 112 to 567 and encodes 151 amino acids.
GCUUCAUUGAGUGUCAGCUUCAGAGUUCCCAAGUGCGUAAGUUGCUAGUGCGGCAGAAGUGACGCCCCCAAACGGAGAAGGAAAAGCACAGCACCCACGCAGAGAGAGAAAAUGUUCCGCCGCUCCUCGUACGUGUUGCGACGCUCUGUCAGCGUCUUUUUAGAGGAGCCAGGCAAGGCGAAGAGCUUCAACGAGACACUUGCGGCCUGCAAAGCCGAAAACAGCGACAUGGCCAGCAUGCUUAGCUCCGACUUUUUGUUGAUUCAGUCAAAGCUGCUGAAGUACCGCGUAGCCCGCCUCGGGGUGGAGACGCGGUACAUUCUGAAGCACCCGUUUGGUAGCUUUCCCCCGCCGCAGAUGCUACUCCUGCACCUUAUCGCCUUACCUCUCCUCUUCUUCGUCGCCAUGUGCAUCGGUCGCCGAUCGUGCCGACGCCUCGUGCCGGCACCUGUCGUGAUGACGGAGGCAGAUGUGCGAGCGGAGGAGGCGGCGGCCGUUGCUGCCGCAGCUGCUGCCGAGACGGGGGAGAACGCCACGAAGGACGGCGAAAAGGCGGAUGAGCACUAA